UAAAUAACCUUGACUGAAUACACGACAAGGCACUUAACUACCAAAAUUAUGAAGCCUGAGUAGGUAUAUCCUCUUUGGAAUCGAUCAAAAUUUCAUAAUUCGAUUGUUGAACAAAUGUAUACAAGGAUUUUCGGAUUGUAAGAAAUAGAUAUAAUCCAAAACAUCUACACACUUGAUUACUGAUAUUUGGUAUUUGAAUGUUGUUGUAAGUGCAAGCCAGGAAAGGAAAAUUGUUGAACAGUUUGUUGUAAUAUAUAUCAUACCUAAUCACAAAAAAAUCUGGACCCUUACAACCGCGGCAUGGAUUUUGGCUUCACAGCAGAAGACAUUAUCCAAGACGGAAGAUGCGAAAGAAAAAAUAUAGAAGAGAUAAAAAUUUGGAUGAAAAAAUUCGCACUUCCACAAGCAACGGAUGAACAUAUUGUUCUGUUUCUUUUAUCUUGUAGGGGUGAUAUUGAAUAUACCAAAAGGACAAUUCAGUCUUAUUUCUAUUAUAUGCACCAUGGAAAGAACAUCACGAAUAAUAGAAAUAUUCACUCCAAAGAGCUGAUGAAACAAGCAACAAUUGUCGAAAGUGUUGUGAUUCCUAAAAGGACCAAGGACAAUUACCAGGUGAUAUUACAGAGGUUAAAGGACUUCUCACAUUGGAAUUUCAACUUGGAAACGUCCAUCAAGUUUCUCUUCAUGACUUUGGACAUGGGUUUGAUCGAUAAACAACCCCCUGAUGGAAUAGUGGCAAUUUUCGACAUGACAGGUAUCAGCAUCUUACAUCUCACAAAACUUAGAGUCAGCCCACUGAAAAUAUUCUUCCACUUGCUUCAAGAAGCCAUGCCGUGCCAAACCAAAGCCAUACACAUCUUGAAUUCUGCCUAUUUCAUUGACAAACUUAUAGCCAUAAUAAAACCGCUGAUGAAAAAAGAACUUUAUGAUAAGCUGUAUUUUCACCAGCCUAACAUGGAUAUGAAGGAAUUCUUCGAAAAUUACGUGGAGGCAGAAUGUAUGCCAUCAGAUUUCGGUGGGAAAUUACCUUCUGUUAGGGACCUCAGCGACACCACGUUGGAAAACAUGAAAAAGAAGUCAGAGUGGUUUGCUGCAGAGGAGAAGAUUAGGAAAAAUUACAAGCCACCUUCUUAGUGUUGCUGUUUUCGUAUUUCACGUUUGUGAAUUUAUUAUUGUUUUGAAAUCAAGUCAUUGCUCGUCUUCAAAUUAAUACUCAGAGAAGUUGAAAUUACUAUUCCUAAUAAUUGUUAAUCGCCAAAUCUGGUAAAAUAAAGUUUGUU
Molecule: messenger RNA, 1280 nt
Organism: Harmonia axyridis
Lineage: Eukaryota; Metazoa; Arthropoda; Insecta; Coleoptera; Coccinellidae
Product: clavesin-1-like
Exons: 5
Coding region: 301-1134 (277 amino acids)
Cellular component (GO): membrane
Molecular function (GO): phosphatidylinositol bisphosphate binding
Source: RefSeq, a predicted model, not a curated record